This is a messenger RNA of Acytostelium subglobosum LB1, 1584 nucleotides long. RefSeq lists its product as hypothetical. The record is from RefSeq and is a predicted model, not a curated record. Gene Ontology annotation, molecular function: protein serine/threonine kinase activity; ATP binding. The coding region runs from base 1 to 1584 and encodes 527 amino acids. Gene Ontology annotation, biological process: intracellular signal transduction; peptidyl-serine phosphorylation. NCBI's taxonomy places the organism in Eukaryota, Evosea, Eumycetozoa, Acytosteliales, Acytosteliaceae. The transcript is spliced from 5 exons.
AUGGAUAGUUCAACGACCACGACGACUGGGACAGUCAAGCAGAUGGGAGAGUUGUCCAUCAAGGAUAAUGAUGAUAUAGAGCAACAACAGCAGGAAUACAGCUCUGAUGACGAUGAUGAAUGCGAUUGCGAGAUUGAUGAGAAUGAGCAGGAUAUAUCGACGUACUCCAAAGAGACGUUGGACGCUGCCAUUGCCACAAAGGUCUCCAUCGAGCAAUAUUAUACACAGCUAUUCAAAUCAUUGAAAGAGCGUGAAGAGAGACGAGUAUUCUUGGAACGAAAGAUGGAGGAGCUGAGUCUAAAGGAUGAACAGAGAUCAAUCAAGAGAAGAGAGUUGGAUAGGAGAGAGACAGAGUAUAUCAAGUCGCGUAGAAUACGUUUGACGGGACAUUCAUUCGAGUCGAUAAAGAUCAUUGGACGUGGAGCGUUUGGUGAAGUACGUCUCGUGCGCAUGAAGAAGAACAACAAAGUAUUCGCAAUGAAGAAGCUGGACAAGUCAAAGAUGAUCGAGAGGCAACAGACUGUACACGUUAGAAGCGAGAGAGAUAUCUUAGCCGACAAUAACAUCAAUGGGAACAACCCUUGGAUUGUCAGUCUGUAUUAUUCAUUCCAAGAUACCUACUACUUGUAUUUGAUUAUGGAGUAUGUUCCAGGAGGCGAUAUGAUGACACAGUUGAUAAAGUAUGAUACAUUCACCGAGGAUGCCACCAGGUUCUACAUUGCCGAAACAGUGCUGGCCCUGCACUCCAUCCACCGAAUGAACUACAUCCAUCGAGAUAUCAAGCCCGACAACUUGUUGAUCGAUAACAAAGGACAUAUUAAGGUCAGUGACUUUGGACUGUGCACUGGACUGGAGACAAAUAGAGUGCCAACAUUGGCAGAGAUAUAUAAGAAGUACCAGGGCGACAAUUUGAGCGAGGACGACCAGACUCUGCAAGGUCGCUCGGCAAGGUUCGACUCGUGGAAGAGACAGCGUCGCGUACUGGCCUACUCCAACGUGGGCACUCCCGACUACACAGCGCCCGAAGUGCUGAUGCAGAACGGAUACAGCGCAGAGUGCGAUUGGUGGAGCGUCGGCGUGAUCAUGUUUGAGAUGCUCGUGGGCUACCCACCCUUCUGCUCCGAGACACAGCGCGAGACCUAUCACAAGAUCAUGAACUGGAAGUACACGCUGCCCAAGAUCAUGGAGGAGGCCAAGGCCGAGGUGUCGCUAAGCGCCGAGGCACAGGACCUGAUCGAGCGCUUCCUGACCGACCCUAACCGCCGCAUUGGAGCCAACGGCGCCGAGGAGAUCCAGGCACAUCCAUUCUUCCGUGGCGUCAACUGGAAGACGUUGAGAGAGUCGACGCCGCCCAUCAUCCCCACGGUGACGUCGGCCACCGACACGUCCAACUUUGAUCACUAUGAUGAGGAGCCUGCGCACGUGCCCGCCGAGCCCAUCCCCCAGCCACAUGCUCAAGAGUCUAAAUCCAGGAGGAAGAUCAACUCAUUUGACAUCCCAUUCAUUGGCUAUACAUACAGGAACUUUGAGGCGAUGAGAGAACAAUUUGGAACUAUUGGACCACGAGAGACACUCAAGUUCUGA